Molecule: messenger RNA, 977 nt
Organism: Corticium candelabrum
Lineage: Eukaryota; Metazoa; Porifera; Homoscleromorpha; Homosclerophorida; Plakinidae
Product: ras-related protein Rab-7L1-like
Exons: 7
Coding region: 108-728 (206 amino acids)
Biological process (GO): phagosome-lysosome fusion; endosome to lysosome transport
Cellular component (GO): phagocytic vesicle; lysosome; late endosome
Molecular function (GO): GTPase activity; GTP binding
Source: RefSeq, a predicted model, not a curated record
GUUUGCUCGUCAAAACGUAGAAAUUUGUUCAAACUUUGUAUAUAAAAGUAAAAACAUUGAAAGAGAGACUCUGAUUUAAUUAAACAAAGAACGACUGUAGAAAUACAAUGGCUGUUCCAGAAGACAAGGAGAGGGAGCGCGUGUACAAGGUAGUACUGUUGGGCAACUCACCGGUUGGGAAGACGUCAUUCGUAGAGCGCUACGUGAACAACCGAUUUAGUGGUACGAACAGGGCUACCAUCGCAGUUGAUCGUACUGUGAAAGUUUUACAGAGAAACGGAGACACAAUCAAACUAGAGCUAUGGGAUAUUACAGGGCGAGACAGAGUUGCACAGUUUUCUAGAGUCUACUAUAAAGGAGCUGCUGGAUGUAUCAUUAUGUUUGACUUGACCGAUCGACGGUCGUUUGAAGAUGUACAAAAAUGGAAGUUAGAUUUCGACAGUAUAGUUAGAAAUCGAGGCAAGAAUCUACCAUGUUUGCUACUAGCAAACAAGUCUGAUCUAGGGCAAAGAUGUGCUACGAUAGAUGAGAUAAAUGCAAUGAGCAAGGACAAUGGUUUUAGCAAUUGGACAGCUAUUUCUGUAAAAGAGAACAAGCUUGUCUCUCGAUCUAUGGACCCUUUGGUUGAUAUUCUUAUUGCUGAAGAUGUGGGUAAUGAUGUGGAAGAGAGAAGUAAUAACGAAUGUGAUGGGUUGUGGCUUGAAUUGAAACAAUUUGCCGUUGCUUGAAUUGAAACAAGAGAAAAAAAAGACAAAGUCAAACGGUCAAACUUCAUUGCAAGGAUGCUGUGCGUAGGCUAACAUUGAAGGCUUAACCUCAUUGAUAUGAAAUGGCAUUAUUAUGUUGCACAGAUUUUUCAGAUUUCUAGUUUUCUUUGUUCUACUUUUGAUGCAAUUGUUGUUGUCGAUUUGGUUUGUUUUUAACAAUAGCUUAAUUUGCAACAUGUAGUAAUAAUAUUAUAUUACAUGAAUCUGGAA